AUGAAGAGUCCUAACAAGGUCCUCUAUCUUGGGGAGCAGCAAAACAUGCUCGAGGGAGAUAAUGUCGACGAGCAAGUCUAUGAGCCCAAUCUCGAUGACGUGCAGGAUAGUGACAAUGAUUGUGCUUAUGAGGACCAUCAUGUAGGAUGCAUUCGGUCCACCCUAGGAGUCAUCAGAUGUGCUUUGACCCAACCUAAGGAGACCGAUGACUUGCGUCGAAGCACAAUCUUCCACACAUACAUCAAAUGUGGGACUAAAGAUUGUAAAGUGAUUAUCGAUAGCGGCAGUUGUAUCAAUGCGGUUUCAAUUAGCAUUGUGUCCCGCCUAGGAUUGAAACCAACUCCUCAUCCAAAUCCUUACAAAGUAUCUUGGGUUGAUACUUCUUCUAUUGCCAUCAAUGAAAGGUGUCUUGUUCCUAUCCAAUUCCUUUCCUAUGAGGAUGAUGUUUGGUGUGACAUUGUACCAAUGGACAUGGGGCACAUUAUCUUGGGCUGCCCAUCGCUCUUCGAGCGAGACAUGACUAUUUUUGGACCCAGAGACACAUGCUAUGUUGCAAGUGAAGGGUUUACAGAAUUAAAAUAUAGUGGGUAUCAGCCUCAUGCAUAUUCUUGGGAUGACUACCCUGUGCUUAAAGACAUUCUGAAGGCGGUCCAUGAGGCACUUCCAGGAAGUAAAUUUAAUAGCUUGUUAUUGAAUAGAUACAAGAGUGGCUCAGACUAUGUGGCCUGGCAUUCUGAUGAUGAGAAGUUGUAUGGACCAACUCCAGAAAUUGCAUCAGUCUCCUUUGGAUGCGAACGAGAAUUUCUAUUGAGGAAGAAGCCAGCCAAAACACCUCAAGCUGCUCGAGGUGCAGAAAAAUCAGCAGGCAAGCGACCAAAGGGCAGCCCCUCAGACCAGCAUGGCUUUGUGCUGAGGCAUGGCUCUUUGCUAGUGAUGAGAGGCUACACGCAGAGAGAUUGGGUUCACUCAAUACCCAAGCGCGUGAAAGCUAAUUCUGUUAGGAUCAACCUCACUUUCAGGCUUGUACCGACCUGAAGAUCUACAGGACAACUACUGACAGAGAUCAGUGUUACUGGUUCAAGAAGGAAUUUAUCUCGAUUGUAGUGGAAACCAAAUAGGCCUCUUGCCCUCAAGAUCUUGUACCCCAUUCGAGGUAUUUAAUUUCCCAAUCUGGUUUCUUUAACACCAUUUUUUGAGGAUAAUUUUGCUCUCACAAUAUUCUAAAUAUAGUUCUUUUGCUGCA
Messenger RNA from Phoenix dactylifera (date palm), 1243 nucleotides. The record is from RefSeq and is a predicted model, not a curated record. Lineage: Eukaryota; Viridiplantae; Streptophyta; Magnoliopsida; Arecales; Arecaceae.